GCUCUUUCUCAACGAGUGCCUCCACCGGACUGCGUUAGGGAAGCAAAGCAGCGUUUAUGGAUGUUGUAAUGCCCAUCAUACUCUCGCGCCUGUUUAGUGUUCGUCUUUCACGCUUGUAAUUCAUUUCCAUCCGAUAGUUAUCCCACUACGCAUUCCUGAAACAACAACUCUUUUUCAUUCCUUUUUUUGUUCUUGUAUUCAUGAGCUCCGUAGCAGCGAAUCAAUACAGGGCAAAUGUGCUGUUCCGUCUGCUGGCCUUUCUCGACAACACCGGAACUCAACCUUUCGUCCUAGCGAAGGAGGUCAGCGCAGACGGCCAUUUCCUUCACCCGGAAGUGGUCUUCGCAGAUGGCACCGCCGUUGCCGCCAUCCUCGCCGCAUCGCUGCAGGCGCUGCGUGCCAACGUCGCUCGCCUCUUCGCGAGUGCGGAGGAGCAGCGGGCACUCCUGAACGCCAUUGGCACCGGCGUGAGGAAAGAAGCGGCAACGGCGGAUGCAGUGCUCCCUCCUUCCCCCGCUCGCCCAGCAGCUCCCCUUUCUACCGCACGUGAUGCGACGGCAGACGCCAAUGGUGUCGCACAAACACAGGAACGCGAAGGCGAUCCACCCUCUGGAAAGGACGUUGCAGCGCUGACAAGCAAGCCGGUGUCGCUGCCGCGCGACACUAAGUGGAGCUACCUGGUCUGUCACCCGGUGUCUCUCUUACACUACGCGGAGCAGGUAGAGAGCGAACUCCCGAUUCACCUGCUUGUGCGCCUGCGUGAAGUUCUCGGUGUAGCGCCUGCUGCUGCCUCGCCGCCCCCCAACGACUCCGACGCCGAUCCCGUCACGCUCCCCAUCGCGACCUUCUCCGACACGCCUUUUGUGGAGCAAAUGCUGAUUGACGGCUUGGACGAGUGGAUGCGCAGUUGUCCGGUAGACGAGGUGAGGCGCGUGAUACUGGCCUGUGGCGUGCAGCCCACCGUGCUCUCCUUCGCCUUCGAGCAACAGCAGCAGCCGCAGAAGCAAUCAUCCGCUGCGGAGAAGGCGCCAUUUGUCUUUUCCUCCGAAAGGGCGAACACCCUUCUUCCCGACUCGCUAGUGGACUUUGUGGUGGAUGUGGUCUUUCCCGUGUCUACCGUCAGCACCAGCCCUUCCUCCUCCACCGCUGGCACGCAGAGCACCACAGCGACGAGCACGCCGGGCGAAGGACUGCAAGACUGGCUGCUGCUGUCCUACGAGAAAAACCACGAAACAAUCGAAGUUGGCGAGGAGGAGGAGGAGGAGGAAGACGUGAACAGCAACGACAGCGACGCCGGUGGAGGCGACCGCCCACGCAAGGUUCCGCACGCAGAGGGGGGUCGCCGUCCGCAAGCGUCACCGAAAGACGACGGUGAGACGAACAGCCUCGGUGCGUGGCAGCCCCAGGACGGCGAGGAGGUGCUCACGGCCGACAACAUCGAUCGCUACCUCAAGGAGUAUCCGCAGCGCAUUCCUAAAGAAAUUUUGCGUGCGAAGCGCAAGUUAAUCACUGACCCGGCCAUCACAGCAUUUGAGCUUGAAAACCACUACACAGCCGCGGAACUGCGGAAGCUGAUCAAGGAGGAAGUGGGCUCGAUGACGGCAGUGGAGGCGACCGUGCUCAUGGGGUGUCCCAUUUCGGAAGCCCAGGUCGUGCAGGCCGCGGGAGCAACACGUAAGGCGCAGUUUGUGGAAUGGGUUCUGGCAGCCCAUCAAGGACGUGCCAGCUCUGCCCAAGACAAAUCGUGGGAGUGA
Messenger RNA from Leptomonas pyrrhocoris, 1754 nucleotides. RefSeq lists its product as hypothetical. The transcript has a single exon. NCBI's taxonomy places the organism in Eukaryota, Euglenozoa, Kinetoplastea, Trypanosomatida, Trypanosomatidae. The record is from RefSeq and is a predicted model, not a curated record. The coding region runs from base 201 to 1754 and encodes 517 amino acids.